GAACCUGGGAAGGAAAACAGUCUCAACAAUGAACAAGCUGCCCAUCACCACCAACAACAGAUGACUUGCCAUUUCACUUACUAAGAUGUCGUCGGCUGGGGACAGUGGAGAUGCAGCACCUGGCAAACAAAACGAAGAAAAGACCUAUAAAAAGACUGCAUCAUCUGCCAUCAAAGGUGCUAUCCAGCUGGGCAUAGGAUACACAGUGGGUAAUCUCACGUCCAAACCAGACCGAGAUGUUCUCAUGCAAGACUUCUACGUGGUGGAAAGUGUGUUCCUGCCCAGUGAAGGGAGCAAUCUGACCCCAGCACAUCACUACCCAGACUUCAGAUUUAAGACAUAUGCUCCACUAGCAUUCCGAUAUUUCAGAGAGCUUUUUGGCAUCAAGCCUGAUGAUUACUUGUAUUCCCUCUGCAAUGAACCGCUGAUAGAGCUGUCCAACCCCGGAGCCAGUGGAUCCUUGUUUUUUGUGACCAGUGAUGAUGAAUUUAUUAUCAAAACAGUUCAGCAUAAAGAGGCGGAGUUCCUUCAGAAGCUGCUGCCCGGCUAUUACAUGAAUUUAAACCAGAAUCCAAGGACUCUUUUGCCAAAAUUUUAUGGACUGUAUUGCAUGCAAUCAGGGGGCAUUAACAUCAGAAUCGUGGUGAUGAACAAUGUCUUGCCGCGCUCCAUGAGAAUGCACUUUACAUACGACUUGAAAGGCUCGACCUACAAGCGAAGAGCAUCCCGAAAAGAGAGAGAAAAGUCCAACCCCACCUUUAAGGACUUAGAUUUCCUACAAGACAUGCACGAAGGGUUGUAUUUUGAUACAGAAACAUACAAUGCGCUCAUGAAAACUCUUCAGAGAGACUGUCGGGUGCUGGAAAGCUUCAAGAUCAUGGACUAUAGCCUUUUGCUGGGAAUCCACAUCUUAGACCAUUGCCUCAAAGAGAAAGAAGAGGACACGGCACAAAAUGCGCCUGAUGCGAAGCGGCCUGGGAUGCAGAAGGUCCUCUACUCCACAGCAAUGGAAUCCAUCCAGGGCCCAGGGAAAUCUGGGGACGGGAUCAUCACAGAGAACCCGGACACAAUGGGAGGGAUUCCAGCUAAAAGCCAUAGGGGAGAAAAACUACUUUUAUUUAUGGGCAUUAUUGACAUUCUGCAAUCAUAUAGGCUAAUGAAGAAGUUAGAACAUUCCUGGAAAGCUCUUGUUUAUGAUGGGGACACUGUUUCCGUUCACAGACCGAGCUUUUAUGCAGACAGAUUUCUGAAGUUUAUGAAUUCCCGAGUUUUCAAGAAAAUUCAAGCUUUGAAGGCCUCGCCUUCUAAAAAACGGUGCAAUUCCAUCGCCGCCCUGAAGGCGACCUCACAGGAGAUUGUGUCCUCAAUCAGCCAAGAAUGGAAAGAUGAGAAGCGGGAUUUGCUGACAGAAGGGCAGAGUUUCAGCAGCCUUGAUGAAGAAGCGCUGGGAUCCCGGCACAGGCCAGACCUGGUGCCUAGCACGCCAUCCCUGUUUGAAGCUGCUUCCCUGACGACCACCAUUUCAUCCUCUUCCUUAUAUGUCAAUGAACAAUAUCCACACGACAGGACGACGCUGUAUUCAAACAGUAAAGGGUUACCUUCCAGUUCAACAUUUACCUCAGAAGAGGGGACCAUCUACUUGACUUCUGAGCCCAAUGCUCUGGAAAUGCAGGACGAUAACGCCUCCGUGCUCGAUGUUUAUUUAAUAAGGAGACCGAAGCACCUGAUCAGCUCUCUGAGCUGGUAGAUGGCAGAGCGGACAGUCCAAUCCAGCCCUACCUACACGUGGAACCAUGCAGCACCCAAUCGCUGUACUUGUUACUGAUGAUUGACACAAGUCCCACAUCCAUCACGUUCAGUCAUGCUUUUAAAAGUGAGAGAUGCAGCCAAAAAAGGAAAGAGUGGAGGU
Molecule: messenger RNA, 1909 nt
Organism: Myotis brandtii (Brandt's bat)
Lineage: Eukaryota; Metazoa; Chordata; Mammalia; Chiroptera; Vespertilionidae
Gene: PIP5K1B
Product: phosphatidylinositol-4-phosphate 5-kinase, type I, beta
Exons: 14
Coding region: 86-1747 (553 amino acids)
Biological process (GO): phosphatidylinositol metabolic process
Molecular function (GO): phosphatidylinositol kinase activity
Source: RefSeq, a predicted model, not a curated record